CACUAAACGUGAUUUUUAUAAAUAAAUAAAUAAAAAAAAGUUAUUUCAUAAAUGUUCCAAGUGUCGCCCUUAAAAUUAAAUUAAAACUAAUAAAUGUUCCAUCGAAAUUACAAUGAAGAUUACAGAUCUAAACAUAGACUGUCUUCUGGUGAUUUUCAAGUAUUGCUCCGAAAGCGAGCUGAUGUCCUUGGGCAAGGCUAACCAGCACUUGGGCAGGAUUAUAGAUGCCAACAUAUUUUACCCACUCACGAGGGACUUACUUUUAUGCGGCCAUAGGAACGAACCUUGUGUUGAAAAAAGAAACAAAACACGUCUUACUUAUCAUGAGAGGCUUCAAGUAUCGAGAAAUUGGCUGAGCGGGACCUACCGGGAACGUCCCUACUAUCACCAUGCGCAUCUGUUCCCAACGAAGUUGUUCCUCGAAAAGGACGCCUUGUACGUCACACAUGACAGCUAUUUACGCAAAUACCGGCGACCUGCUACGGAGGCCCUGCCGCGAUUGUUUGAUGAAGAAAUCACCACUCCCACGAGGAGCGACAUAUCGGAUUUUGUAAAGAAGCAAGACACACUGUUUGCGGGUCGCGUCUGUGGCGCGUGCUUUCUGUGGGAUGCGAACGGUAUUACCGAACAGCAAAUGCAUCAGCCCAACGAAUACCUAUACUCCGUCGACUUCAUAAAUGAUGUCUAUGUCACCAGCACCGAUGCAUGCUGCAAGGUGUGGCAGCGUUCCCAAGAGUUUGGACUCACGCACUUUGAUCUGGCCGUGAAGCUGCAGCAUUCAUUCAAGUCUCUAAAGUUGAGUGCUAAUGGGGAAUGGCUCUACGGAGGCCUCUACACAGACAAGGGUCGGCGGGCAUUGCGAGCCAUCCACGUGGAGAGUGGCGAGGAGGUGGUACACAACUCAAACACAAUUUCCAUAUAUGAUCUGAAAAUAAAGGAUGAGCACGUUUUGUUCACGGCCAAUUUCGAUACGACAUUCAGAAUGUUUGAUCGUCGCAUCGAUCGAGAUGUUGCCAUUUGGGAGGAUCCGUUCGACUCUUCGUUCUACUGUCUCGAGUACGAUGGCCUGUACGCCGUACUCUGCGGCACCAACCGUCACGCCCGCGUCAAUCUCUACGACAUUCGAAUGCCAAAAUACGUGCAGUUGUUCUUUCCCGGGCGAACGCGCCAGCAGAACUGUCAGUCGCCCGUUUACAGUCUAGCCUGUGAUAGCCAAUAUCUGUUUGUGGCCACGGACCACAAUCUGCGAGUGUUCGACUUCAAAGCCAACUGCGGUGUCCGCAGGGACUACAGCCGCAUUUAUGAUUUUAAUCGCUAACAAAACCUUAUUUUUUUAAUUAGUAGUUGAAUUCAUAUUAAGAAAUUAUCUAUGGCCAAAAUCUGUAAAGCAGAAUAAAAAGGAUGAAAAGAUCAAUCAGGGUUCCGCAGACGUAUGCACUGGAUAUGCAGUUCAUCUGCAUCGAAUCCAUUAAGCCAUCCUAUAUAACUUCAAAGUAUGCCAUGCCAUGUAAAAGCGAGAGAAAAUAUAACAUACAGACAUC
Drosophila obscura is the source of this 1541-nucleotide messenger RNA. RefSeq names its product F-box/WD repeat-containing protein 4. Gene Ontology annotation, biological process: SCF-dependent proteasomal ubiquitin-dependent protein catabolic process. Gene Ontology annotation, cellular component: SCF ubiquitin ligase complex. The transcript is spliced from 3 exons. Bases 113 to 1318 code for a protein of 401 amino acids. The record is from RefSeq and is a predicted model, not a curated record. Lineage: Eukaryota; Metazoa; Arthropoda; Insecta; Diptera; Drosophilidae. Gene Ontology annotation, molecular function: protein binding.